Molecule: messenger RNA, 3698 nt
Organism: Boeremia exigua
Lineage: Eukaryota; Fungi; Ascomycota; Dothideomycetes; Pleosporales; Didymellaceae
Product: acid trehalase
Exons: 1
Coding region: 471-3503 (1010 amino acids)
Biological process (GO): trehalose catabolic process
Cellular component (GO): fungal-type cell wall
Molecular function (GO): alpha,alpha-trehalase activity; carbohydrate binding
Source: RefSeq, a predicted model, not a curated record
CUAGCUGAUGUCGCUGCUCCCGUAAAUCCAGGGCCCCUGCGAUUGUGCACCCCUUCGCUUCUACCUUGCGCAUUCGGUGAUCGAUGUAACUUUUGCUUUUGGUUUCGACCAUGCCUCCCGCCAAUAUCAACGUACACAUACAGCAUGUGGAAUGUGGCUUGCGCGCUAGACCUGCCGCCACCGGAGUAAAGAUGGUAAAAGUGGAGCCGAGGAGUCCGGACACGGCGGACAGAUAAGCGGCUGUUAGAGAGACCGGACCAGCCAGCCCGUCGACUUAGCGGCUGAGCGGUGAAAAGAGAACGGCAAGGACAGCGAACGGACGCUGGUCGUGUGACAAGCAAUGGGUCACAGAUUGUGAACGGAUCGUCGUGACACUAUGCACUGUCGUCGCGAAGCAAUAAGAACGCGCAUCCGCGCUUGCUUUCAAAUAUCGCUCUCCUCCUCGACUCCCACCUCACAUCCGACAUCACAUGCUCGCGUCAUUAGCCCAUACGGUUCUUGCUUUAUUGGCAAUUACACCCCCGGUCUUGGGCUCAAGCAGCAGCGAGCAGGAUCAAUUUAAGGAUGUACAGUGGGACGAUGACAACUGGACGAUUCGCACACACACCCUAGAUCCAGGCCACUACCAGUCGCGCUUGACUCUUGCGAACGGAUAUUUCGGCAUCAAUGUUGCUUCCGCAGGGCCGUUCUUCGAAGUCGAUGAGCCUGUAGACGGCAAUGUUAUCUCUGGGUGGCCGCUUUUCAGCCGACGACAAACUUUCUCAACAAUUGCAGGCUUCUGGAAUAGUCAACCUCGAACAAAUGGCACCAACUACCCCUGGCUGUACCAAUAUGGCUGGGAGAGCUUUGUUGCAGGCAUCCCACAUUGGAGCGGGCUCCAGGUUGAAGCGAAUGGACAGUUGUUGAACGCCUCAGUCGAUCCAGAGCACAUCUCAGAUUAUGUUUCUAGUCUUGAUGUUAAGGCCGGUAUCGCAAGCUGGCGGUACAAUUGGAGACCUGGUGGCUCCGGAGAAGCUGUCAUCGACGUGGACUAUCAGCUUUUUGUCCAUAAACUCCACGUCAAUAAGGCGGCUGUGAGGCUGCGGCUUGCAGCAACUCACGAUGUCAACGUGACGGUGUACGAUGUACUAGACGGUGACUGUGCCGUCCGAUCGCAAUUCGUUGACAAGAAAUACGAGGAAGAUUCACUGACGAUCUGGUCCGCUGUUCAACCCGGGAACAUUACCAAUGUAACGGCCUACGUCUACUCGACACUGGGCGGUAGCGAUUGGGUGGACUUCAGCACCCGCGAGCAGGUCGAGGUAGGUUUCUUCAGUAGCAGCAAUGAUUCGAGUAUCGCACAAUCUAUACAGGUCGAGCUGAUAGCAUGGAGGCCAACUGAGGUGAACAAGUUCGUCGGUAUUGCAUCGACGGAUGCCUUCCCUGAUCCCCAAGAUGUUGCGGAAAGUGCCUCCAAGACCGGUGCUGAUGAGGGCUACUACUCGCUGUUACACACUCACAUCGAAGAGUGGGAGUCUAUACUGAGCCCCGAGACAGUCGACAGUUACUAUCUGCAGAACGGUUCACUUCCAGAUGACCCAAAUAUCCAGGAACUCCACAUCUUGGCCCGUACGAACCCGUUCUAUCUGCUAUCGAACAUGGUCGGGCCCAAUGCUGUCGCUGCAGCUGGUAACAACACCAAGCUGAAUGUAUACAGCAUCCCUGUCUGUGGGUUCGGCUCCGAUUGUUAUGGAGGCAUGAUCUUUUGGGACGCAGAUGUCUGGAUGGCACCAGGCGUUCAAGUUUCUCACCCGCUCCAUGCGCAGAACAUCAUCAAUUACAGAGUCGAGCAUUUCGAACAAGCGCAAAGGAACGUUGAGACUGCAUUCACAUCCAGCAAAAACCAGACGGGAAGAUUUACUCUUGGCGGUGCAGUGUACCCGUGGACGAGUGGCCGGUUCGGCAACUGUACAGGCACCGGGGCGUGUUUCGACUAUGAGUACCAUCUCAACGGUGAUAUCAGCUUGGCUUUUAACAACCACAUGAUCAUCACUGGUGACCAGGAGUACUUCAACGACACCCUGCUGCCAAUUUCGAACGCCAUUGCGCAUUUCUUUGGGCAGGUAUUAGAUUUCAACGAGACCUCCGCUGCUUUUGAACUCUGGAAUGCUACCGAUCCUGACGAGUACGCCAACCAAGUCAACAAUGCUGGUUAUACGACUGCACUAAUUCAACGGCAUCUUCUUGAGACGAACGAGUUCAAUGCCUGGUUCGGGAGGGAUACCAAUGCCAGCUGGGCGGAUAUGGCUGCCAUGAUGCGACUUCCUGUCAACGAGAACGCUGGCAUCAUCGUGGAGUACUCAGGUAUGAAUGGUUCAGUACAGGUCAAACAAGCGGAUGUUGUUCUGGUCGACGAUUUGCUCCAUUACCCGAAUCCCUACAGUUUGUCCAAUCUCGACUACUACGCCGCGAAGCAAUCACUUGACGGACCUGCUAUGACCUACUCCUCCUUCGCAGUUGUUGCAAACGAAGUUUCUCCCUCUGGGUGUUCGAGUUUCACUUACAACCUCUACUCUGCUGCACCGUAUGUGCGGGCCCCUUGGUAUCAAUACUCGGAGCAGCUGAUAGACAAUGUGGAAGAGAAUGGUGGCACUCAUCCUGCGUUCCCUUUCCUCACCGGUAUGGGUGGCACCAAUCGUGUCGCAAUCUUCGGCUAUCUAGGCCUGGGCCUUUACUAUGACAGAUUGGAUGUGGACCCAUCGCUGCCUCCGCAGAUUGAGUAUCUAGACUACCGCACAUUCUACUGGAUGGGACACGGUAUCAAUGCGACCUCGAACGCGACCCACACAACUCUGGCUCGCCUACCUCAAGGGUUCGCACUCCCCACUGCAAACGCGACCUACUUUGACAAACCUAUUCCGGUAACAGUCGGUACUCGCAGCGGCCGUAAUGGUUCCUUUCUUGAACUUGGCGACAAACCUCUCGUUAUUCCCAAUCGUCUGAUGGGCGAAACCCUCACCGUAGCUGGUAAUCUCUUGCAGUGCGGAGCCAUCCUCCCACCGCCGCAAGAAAACAAACCUGGCCAGUUCCCUAUCGCCGCAAUUGAUGGCGCAGCAAGUACAAAGUGGCAGCCUGAGCUCUCCAACAUCACCAGUUAUCUCACCGUAGACCUGGGUAACUCACACUUCUAUCCGGUCAAUAAGAUCGCAAUGGACUGGGGCGAACAGCCACCGGCGCAUUUCGAGGUCUUCUUCACCAACUCUUCUUUGCCUCCGUUCUCUGCGCGAGCGAUCGGCGAUGACAUCAGGAACGUUACGGCUGGCCAGGUAGAAAUUAGCGCGCCGUGGGACCCUGUGACAGCCUACGAGAUAAGGACGUACGUCGGUAAUCAGACGAAUAUCACGUUGAGCAGUAGUGUGUGGAGCGGUCGCUUUGCGCAUUUGGGAGUUAGAGGCAACCAAUACAGCGAGGAAGCGACUGAUGGUGGGACGGUGGCGGAGUGGAACUUGAUUCGCGAGAUGUAGAGCAUAUGAUGUCGAGUCAAUAUCCAUACGAGAAUCUUAUUUUCGAAGGUGUACCGAGAUCGAUCAAGUUGUUGUCGGAUGGGAGCAGCCCGCGUAGUGCAGCUGGUUGUUAAUUCUACAAACGAAUCCAAGCAUAUUGCAGCAAGGAGGUAGCCAGCAAUAUCAUAGACAUUCGAGACCUUUUCUGUCUCGGUG